This is a messenger RNA of Arachis duranensis, 498 nucleotides long. RefSeq lists its product as uncharacterized. Lineage: Eukaryota; Viridiplantae; Streptophyta; Magnoliopsida; Fabales; Fabaceae. The record is from RefSeq and is a predicted model, not a curated record. The transcript is spliced from 4 exons. Bases 1 to 498 code for a protein of 165 amino acids.
AUGGAUAAUGCCAAACCCAUGGGAAAUCCCAUGCACUCUAAUUCAAAAUUAGACAAGGGAGAAACUGAGAAAGAUGUAGAUGAGACUAGGUAUAGAGGAAUAAUUGGCUCUCUUAUGUACCUAACUUCCUCUAGACCCAAUAUUGUGCAAAGUAUUGAUGAUUUUUCUGCAGUUGGUUAUUGUGAUGUAGAUUUUGCCAGUGAUAGAGUUGAUAGAAGGAGCACAUCAGGCUUAUGUUGCUUCCUUGGAAAGUCCUUGAAUGUUUGGUCAACUAAGAAGCAGCCAACAGUGGCUUUAUCCACUGCAGAGGCUGAGUACAUAGCUGCUUCUUCUUGUUGUUCUCAGCUUAUGUGGGAUGAGACAAUUUUGGGCCGAGACAUUGUCUUGAAUAAUGAAACAAUCAGUGAUUCAUUGAAGUAUACUGAUGUUGGGCCUUGUGCUUAUACUUCUGUUAAGUGGGAUGAAGGAGUUGGUAUUUCUUACAAUGAUGCAUUGUAA